This is a messenger RNA of Nematolebias whitei (Rio pearlfish), 500 nucleotides long. RefSeq names its product ribosomal protein L23 (gene rpl23). The record is from RefSeq and is a predicted model, not a curated record. Gene Ontology annotation, molecular function: structural constituent of ribosome; large ribosomal subunit rRNA binding. Gene Ontology annotation, biological process: translation. The coding region runs from base 42 to 464 and encodes 140 amino acids. The transcript has 5 exons. Gene Ontology annotation, cellular component: ribosome; cytosolic large ribosomal subunit. NCBI's taxonomy places the organism in Eukaryota, Metazoa, Chordata, Actinopteri, Cyprinodontiformes, Rivulidae.
CAGAGGUUCUUCUUCCGUCUUCCUCUUUCCCUGCCGCAGCGAUGUCUAAGAGAGGACGUGGUGGUUCGUCUGGAGCAAAGUUCCGCAUUUCACUGGGUCUCCCCGUGGGGGCGGUCAUCAACUGUGCCGACAACACAGGUGCCAAGAACCUGUACAUAAUCUCUGUGAAGGGCAUCAAGGGUCGCCUGAACCGCCUGCCAGCUGCAGGAGUGGGGGACAUGGUCAUGGCCACGGUCAAAAAAGGCAAACCAGAGCUCCGGAAGAAGGUUCAUCCUGCAGUGGUCAUACGGCAGCGGAAGUCGUACCGGCGAAAAGAUGGCGUGUUUCUCUACUUUGAGGACAAUGCAGGCGUCAUAGUGAACAACAAAGGAGAGAUGAAAGGUUCAGCCAUCACAGGCCCCGUAGCUAAAGAAUGUGCUGACCUGUGGCCCAGGAUCGCCUCCAACGCUGGCAGCAUAGCCUGAGUGAUCUGUGUUUUUCAAUAAAAGUCUUCAACCACA